This is a messenger RNA of Oncorhynchus kisutch (coho salmon), 752 nucleotides long. RefSeq lists its product as uncharacterized. Lineage: Eukaryota; Metazoa; Chordata; Actinopteri; Salmoniformes; Salmonidae. The record is from RefSeq and is a predicted model, not a curated record. The coding region runs from base 8 to 640 and encodes 210 amino acids. The transcript has 5 exons.
UUGAAACAUGCACAAGUCAUACCAACCACUGAAACCUGCAACGAACAAGUACCUGCAGAAAAAAUGGGACCAGACCAGAUAUGAGGAGCAUAGGAAUAAGCUGAGUACGGCCAGGCCCAUUGUGGACACUAAAGGCAUUAGAACACCUGCACAUGUUCAGCUGAAACUCAAGAAACUCCAGUUACAAGAUGAGAGGCUGGUCACCAUCGAGAGAGACAACCGUCUCCUGUCCUCCAAGCUGUCUGACAUUGUGCGAUCCAAAGGUCUGGUCGACCACAGGAACCAUUAUCCCGAGAGAAGUCUGAACGCUGAGAAGAGGAGGGAUGAGCUACUGCAGGUGACUAAUCAGAACCAGGCCAUCUACCAGCGAAUCACAGCCCGUGAAUCUGACUACCGUCGCCAGCUCUGGUUGGACGACUGGGAGAGGGUGGUGCGCAGACGUGAUGACAUCGCUCGUUACCCUCGUGCUGUCGCCAACAAACAGAAAUCCAAGCGGAGGGUGAAGUUUGCAGGCAGUGACUCGGGGCAAAGUGAGAAGUCUUCCGAAAGCAACAGCUACAGUGACACCAACACUGACCAGGAGGUGGAGGAGGAGGUGGAGAAGAAAACAGAAGAAGACAAAGAUACUCUAAAUGAAUGAUGAAGUGGAAAAAAACUAUUGAAAUAAGCAUUACUUUUAGUUUUAUUCAAAAGUCUGUGAUGUUGUAUUCUUUCAUGCCAUCAAUUCCUGUUUUAAUAAAGAGGUGCUAUGG